AUGAGCGCACCGGGGGCGCCCGGGUUAGCCCCGGACUGCCUUGCUGAGGACCAGGCCCCCGCUCAGGCAUCCCCGACGGAUGAAAAUACGGAUCCCGAAGUGUUGCCGCCACCGCCACCAGCUGGGGACGACCCUCCCCGCUCGUCCCCGGAUCGCACGGCUAGUUCCCAGGAGCCGGGGGAGGGCGGCUCAGCUUCUGCCUCCACCGCCCCGGAGGCGGGCUUCGCUACCUGUGGCGAGUUGAGCCCUCGAAUCGAGGAGCCAGCACUUUGUGAAAACGUGAGCCUUCCUGCAGAAGAAGCGAACGGGCCAGAGUCGGGGCCCGGAGAAGCCGUGGAAGGUGUGUCUGAGGACCCCGCCCCGGAGAACGAGGGAUACACCACUUGGAACUACAGCUUCUCCCAGCUACCUCGGUUUCUCAGUGGUUCCUGGUCAGAGUUCAGCAGCCAUCCCGAGAACUUCUUGAAAGGCUGUAAGUGGGCCCCUGAUGGUUCCUGCAUCUUGACCAAUAGUGCCGAUAACGUCCUGCGGAUUUAUAACCUACCCCCGGAGCUGUACAAUGACGGGGAGCAGCUGGAAUAUGCAGAGAUGGCCCCUGUCCUUCGCAUGGUGGAAGGCGACACCAUCUAUGAUUAUUGUUGGUAUUCUCUGAUGUCUUCAGCCGAGCCAGACACCUCCUACGUGGCCAGCAGCAGCCGGGAGAACCCCAUUCACAUCUGGGAUGCAUUCACCGGAGAGCUCCGGGCUUCCUUUCGGGCCUACAACCACCUGGACGAGCUGACGGCAGCCCACUCGCUCUGUUUCUCCCCGGAUGGCUCCCAGCUCUUCUGUGGCUUCAACAGGACCGUGCGCGUCUUUUCCACGGCCCGGCCUGGCCGUGACUGUGAGGUCCGAGCCACGUUUGCCAAAAAGCAGGGCCAGAGUGGCAUCAUAUCCUGCAUAGCCUUCAGCCCAGCCCAGCCCCUCUACGCCUGUGGCUCCUACGGCCGGUCCCUGGGUCUCUAUGCCUGUGAUGGUGGCUCCCCUCUUGCCUUGCUGGGAGGACACCAAGGAGGUGUCACUCACCUCUGCUUCCACCCCGAUGGCAACCGCUUCUUCUCAGGAGCCCGCAAGGAUGCCGAGCUGCUGUGCUGGGACCUCCGGCAGCCUGGUCACCCACUGUGGUCCCUGAGUCGAGAGGUGACCACCAAUCAGCGCAUCUACUUCGAUCUGGAUCUGACUGGGCAGUUCUUAGUGAGUGGCAGCACUAAUGGGGCUGUGUCUGUGUGGGACACCAGCAGGGCUGGACAGGAGGCGAAGCCGGAGCCCGUGCUGAGUUUUCUGCCCCAGAAGGACUGCACCAAUGGAGUGAGCCUGCACCCUAGCCUGCCAUUGCUGGCUACUGCCUCGGGUCAGCGCGUGUUUCCGGAGCCCGCAGAGAGUGAGGACGAAGGAGAGCAGGACGCAGACCUUCCCCUGCUUUCCAUGCGCGGCGUCCACCUUGAAUGUCAGCUUCAGCUCUGGUGGUGUGGGGGGGGUCCCGACGCCAGGGCGGCUGAUGCUCACCGGGGCGAGAAGGGGCCGGGAGGGACUGAGCAAGGCGGGGACGAGUUUGUAUAAAAAGGUUCUCUGUG
This is a messenger RNA of Odobenus rosmarus divergens (Pacific walrus), 1613 nucleotides long. It is a transcript of the gene WRAP53, whose product is annotated as WD repeat containing, antisense to TP53. The record is from RefSeq and is a predicted model, not a curated record. The transcript has 10 exons. Gene Ontology annotation, biological process: Cajal body organization. Lineage: Eukaryota; Metazoa; Chordata; Mammalia; Carnivora; Odobenidae. The coding region runs from base 1 to 1599 and encodes 532 amino acids. Gene Ontology annotation, cellular component: Cajal body. Gene Ontology annotation, molecular function: RNA binding; protein binding.